UUGGUAGAGCAAAGAGAAGGGAGAAGCCAGGCUACAGAGAAACGUUGGAGAGGGGAACGGUCUAUAACGCAGGCAGACGGAGCCAAUCAGGGCGCAAUGCGAUUACCUUAACGAGAAAUCCGAUUACUUAUUCAUUCGCCUAACUCGAAAUCAGUUUAACUAAUCGUUUAAUUCGGUAGCUACCCCCCUACGAGCGAGCGUUUUCGAGACAGACACGGGCCGAAUUCUCUCUGUGGAUGUUCGUUGGGUGUGGUGGCCAUGGGAUGGAUGGAUCUCUCCAUCCAGCCUUCUCUGGCUGGCUAAAUAGAGCCGCACACGCGCAACCACCGUCGUUUCUACACGUGCUGUAUUACCCUUAGCCCAGAGGGUGAGAGAAGGAGGGAUACAGGCGGUGGGGAAACAGGCCAGGAGGAGAGAGGCCUCAUUCAAUUCAAUUACGUAAUGAAUUGUCGUGUCUUGAGUAAACACCCUUCCUCACCGCGACUCGCCGCCGGAAAAUCGCCGGUUGGGGAUAUGUUCUCCUCGCGCGGAGGGGAUGUCGUGGUGGCUGCGCGCACCAUCGUCUUUACUGCAUCGUUCAGGAUAACAGAUAUCAGAGACCAUUGUUGAAUGGUCCUUCGAUAAUACAAUCUGUGCUAAAGGAGAACAUCAGAGCGUUUUGGUUCCGGAAAUCAAAGGAUCAACCGGUCGAACCUGGUGUAGGCAACUGUGGGCAACCUUUGUCACCUCGUAUGGAUCUCGUUUGCAAGGGUUGUCCUUCAAAGUGUCUGGAAUUUGAAAAACAGAAAAAAAAAUCGAAGAGACAAUUUUUUGGUUCUAAGAAACAAUCAGAAAAGCCAAGCAAUUGUAAGAAGGAGCAGAAACCGGUAGAAAAGAAAUUGGUCUGGUGGGAGACGAUAUUCGGUCCAAGUCCUAAGAGACUCUGGCCUGAUCCAUGUACUUGUAGACUAGCCCAUAGAGAGAGAAAAAAGAUGAGGGCACGUGAUCCAAAAUUGCGCGAUCCAAGAUAUCAACAGACUGGAGGAGAUGUUCUUUUGUAUACAGAACCGGUAAGACGACGCUCGGUAUCUUCUUGCUUCGAACCACAACCGAAACCUCCACCAGGAUACAAGAUACCCAAAGCAGCGGUUUUCAAAAUCAUGGAAGAUGUCUCCUAUAUGACGCCGGGUAAUCGCAUGGCCCUUGAUAUGCAAAUGUAUAAGGUUGACAAAGAUGUACAAUUGAAACCGUGUAGUCUUCCGUACGAAGAAUUAAGACCUCCAGAAAGACAAAGAAGAUCAUUCAGUUGUCACUUAGGAAUUCAAUCGAAAGAUGUUCUUCCACCAAUAAAUAGAGACUUGAAUUAUUAUGGAGGUCUUCGACAACAAUCGGUGCAGGAAGCUAAACUACCGAAGAACCUCAAAUCCACCCAAACAUGCCAGAAGAAAUUGCCUGAUACUGGAACCAAUUUAGAUCAAAUGGUCCAAAAGCGAAGUAGAAUAGAGCAGCUUAAAAUGCAUAUUAGACAAAAAGACAUGUCUUAUUAUCCGCCAUUUCCUUUCUGAUCGACAAUGUUGAAUCCAUUUUGCCCUGACAAAGAAUCUAUUAACUGAAUAAAAUACUUAAUUUUCGUGUAAUGUAUAUUUAAAUCGUCCGUGUGUGCAAAAGAAGUAAUCUGUAAUGUUGUUCACUUAAGUACAUCAUUCAAGAAUAAAGAAAACGUAAAUGCGA
Bombus pascuorum is the source of this 1710-nucleotide messenger RNA. RefSeq lists its product as uncharacterized. Lineage: Eukaryota; Metazoa; Arthropoda; Insecta; Hymenoptera; Apidae. The record is from RefSeq and is a predicted model, not a curated record. The coding region runs from base 732 to 1544 and encodes 270 amino acids. The transcript has 3 exons.